This is a messenger RNA of Ilyonectria robusta, 1765 nucleotides long. RefSeq lists its product as uncharacterized. The record is from RefSeq and is a predicted model, not a curated record. NCBI's taxonomy places the organism in Eukaryota, Fungi, Ascomycota, Sordariomycetes, Hypocreales, Nectriaceae. The transcript has 2 exons. The coding region runs from base 291 to 1370 and encodes 359 amino acids.
AGCAUGCUCACGCGCUCCAGCGACGCCUCGAAUUGGAAUUGGGCCAGGCUGGCUUCGAUGCCUAAAACUUAUUGCGAAGCCCCCCCGGGCUUCCAUUUUCCAAUUCUUCUUCCAUGUCCUCUUACAAAGUGAGAUCCGGGAGUCUCGCCUCCUAUCUGCCUCAGGAAUAUUGUUUCAACACCGACACAUCUCUGGAUCGUGCACUAGCGCAGAUAUUGAGUACUUGACGCGCGGCGCAUCACACGUUCGAAAAUAACGAAACUGUUGGUUGCUGUUCAUUCCAACUGCCCAUGUUAGUACAAGACGGGACGCAGAAAGCCCUGCCGUACGAUCGGGGCAACGGUCGCAUUCGGCCCCAAAGAACGCCAGAGCUGCAACGUCUGUAUGACCGAUGGCGAGAUUCGGUGGAAUGCCAGACCUUCGAGAGCUUCCUACAGCUCAACCAGGAUGAGGCGAUGCUGCAAGUACCGUCCAUGCGACGCUCUCUAUCACAACGAAGCGGCGGGUCUAGUUCAUCUAUUCAUUCAGCUUCGUCGGCACCCGAUGAUUCGGAAUUUGAAGAGCAGGACAAGAAACCUCGACGCCGGGGCCCUCUUACGAAACCGAAGAGGGAGAAGACGGCCUUCAUUCGCAGGCUCGGAGCGUGUGUAUCCUGCCGAACAAGGAAAGUUGGGUGCACGCAUUGGGAUCUUACAGAGUUUGAAGAGUGCUAUCAGUCGUCAAAGCAUGGCGAUGAAAUACACUUAAAUGAAGUCGACGAGCUCAGCCCUCUGCUUCUCGGAGAUGAUCUUUUGGGCCUGGAGCAACACCACAGCCCACUUGCACUAAUACCGCAGUUCCAAAUGGGCAUGGACCUUGCGGCCCUCCCACCAUCAUCCCCCAUCAGCCCCGUCAGCCCCCUCACCCCUAUGGCACCUCCCAGCCCUCUGUUCAUGUCUGCAGAGUCCUAUAUUGGCUGGGGCUUUCCCACGACCGAAGAUGAACAUUUGGGCAGGUUUCAACUGAUGAGGAAUGAGCUGCUGAUUGCGAUUGGGAACCAAGCAGCCACAGCCAGCAACAAUGUCGGCUGCUGGCAAUGCCAAUUUCACCCGAAAGACGAUUGGGCCUCACGAGGUUCCGCAUCUACUUGUCUAGAGCGAUUUGCAACACCAGACGAAAUAAUCGACCACUUCUCAACGGUCCAUCAUCCCAUUGAGCUGCCCGACCAGCCAAUUUGGUACAAGUGUAGACUGUGCGGGCGGGGGAGUAAUGACUACCAAUACUGUCAACAGUGCGGAACUGUGGAUAGUGGAAGCCAGGAACAAUGGAUACAUGGGUACGCUGUGCGUGUCGGCCCCGCGUUGCUGGCCCAGGGCUGUGAAUAUUAUUGAAGACAGGGAUUAGUGAUGGACAGGCUGGUUAUGGAGAAUGAUCGAGGAUCGAUCGAGUAGCGUUGUCUUGGCUCCUGGGGGUGAUGAAGUUGUGGGGGGACAAGGCUGGGUGCUGAACCUGGAGGGAGACUGGAAGAAGGCUGAGGAUGUUCGUGGUGGGUUGCUGGCUGAAGUGAAUUUGGAUGCCCCCACGUCUAUUGCCAUUUGCAGAGGAGAUGCAGCUCAGGGAGUAUCUUGUGUUGGGAGUUGGGAGAGGUUGAAACGGAGUAUAUGCUGGGCAGCGAUGUGGAGACAGGAACACAGGACUUGGCCUAGAAUAGACAUAUUAGACGGUUGGUCGUCUUGAAAAUACCUGAUGCUGGUUGCCUUGGCGUGUGGGUGUACAUCAGUUGGGC